Cadophora gregata is the source of this 873-nucleotide messenger RNA. RefSeq lists its product as uncharacterized. Lineage: Eukaryota; Fungi; Ascomycota; Leotiomycetes; Helotiales; Ploettnerulaceae. The record is from RefSeq and is a predicted model, not a curated record. The coding region runs from base 1 to 873 and encodes 290 amino acids. The transcript is spliced from 2 exons.
AUGCAAUGGCUGAAUAUCUACGGGAAUUGCACCUAUAAUCCGACGCAUAUGAAAGCGCUUUAUGAUCUUGUUAGUAUGCGAGGAGGGCUGGAAGUCAUCAAGUUGCCGUGUAUGGCUGAGAUGAUCGUCUUAGGCGACAUCAUAUCCUCUCUCAACACAUUCUCUAAACCUACUUUCCCACCAAUCCAGAUCCACGAAGCAUAUAUCGACUCAGCUCUAGACUGGGCGAAAACGUCCCCUCAUCUCCCGGCCCAAAUCCUAGCCACAUCAUUCCGUCGGUACACCGACUUCGGGCUCUCAGAGCCAUUACUGAAUAUCCUGGAGCCGCUCGGUGUAACGACUUGGGCAAUUAGCUAUCAUCUGCAAGGAAGGCCGAACGGACUUACUAUCGGAGAAAUUGGAAGGACGCGAGCGGCAAUUAUGAAGCGAUUGUUGUUGCUGCCUACAGCCGAAGAGCUUGGUGAGAAUACUGCUGCAGUGGAAGGAUUGCCGAAUAUGUAUGAGUGCUGUAGAAUUACGGCGUUCAUAUUUAGUGUUGCGGUGACUUUUCCUAUUCCGAAUACGUUUGAUGUGUUGCAGCAUUAUGUCACGAAGCUGAAAGCGGCGAUUGAGGAAUCGGAUGUUUUGAGCUGUGAUGACAGGGCUGUUGGGGAGUUACUUGUGUGGAUUUUGACCUUGGGAGGGAUUUCGGCGUUGGGUAAGCCUGAAAGAAAGUGGUUUGUAGAGCAAUUGUCCAGGGUGAGAGACAGGUUGGAAAUCAGCUGGGGAGAUGCCACGAAGGUGUUUGAGACCUUUCUUUGGCUUGAAAGUGCUUGUGGUGCUGGUGGGUGGCUGUUGUGGGAUGAAUCCGAAAUUUUCGUUCUUGUAGCAUAG